GUUGUAACUGCGUGCUUUCGCGAGAAUUCUACUUAGUCUUUGAGCUUGUAUUAACCUGAGGCCGUUCGUCGUUGUAGCUGUCCGGGAAUUCUCCAUAGCCCACGCAGGCUGUGCGCGGUACGUGCGCCGAAGGCACCUCCAAAGCACGUUGAGCAGUGGACGCGCCGAGAACCGAGACGUCAGGAUCACUACCUACCCACUGCGUCAACAUGUCUACAUUUCGAGCUGUCAACACCAUGCUGACAGUACCGGAUCCACCACCAGGGCGCCCGGGAGAAGAGACCACUCCCACGACUCCUCGCCCAAACAGCAUGUUUUUCGCCGAGUCGAGAACAGCAGAGGAUGCUCGCGCUGAGGACGCAUCCGUUAAAACUCCAACGCGCAACACCUUUACCGGUCUAGCCGCUCAACGGCCACUCCCUUCGUCGCCUUUCACGCCCGCACGCCAACUAAGCGAAACACCCUCGAACAAGAGUGACAGGAGUAGGGAGCACUCGCAUAGAUCGGCACAGUCUGUAGAUUCCCCACAAGACGUCCAGAUGGGUGACGACGACGAGGAUGACAAGGAUGGGUCAGACAACGAGAGCGUAACCAGUGAUACAAACAGGCCAUCGAAAAAGAAGAAGGGUCAACGGUUCUUUUGCACCGAGUUCCCGCCUUGCAACCUGAGCUUCACUAGAAGCGAACAUUUGGCGAGACACAUCCGUAAGCACACUGGCGAGCGGCCGUUUCAAUGUCAUUGCUCCCGGCGUUUCUCGCGACUCGAUAACCUCCGACAACAUGCGCAGACUGUCCAUGUAAACGAGGACAUCCCAUCAGAAUCGCUCGCCGCAACUGGUACUCGAUUCCAAAGGCAGAUCCGGACUGAUCGUGUAAGGCCACCGGGAAACCGCUCGAGGGCAAAUACACUAGGCAGCACAGGAGGGCACAGCAGAGGUCACAGCAGAAACUUGUCAGCGUCCAGUAUAACAUCCACCAUUUCUAGUAUGAGCGUAGCGCAGACUCCAGACAUAAGACGUCGCCCCCCACCUCUCGCCAUGGCCAACGAUGGUGCUGCUAGGGCGCGUCUGUCAAUCAGCACUAUGGAGGCCUACAAUCCGCCGCUUAUGGGAAGCCCUGGACCGCAAAUUGUUGAUUACGAGGUACAGUCGAACGCUCCAACUACGCCAACUUCAGCCACCUUCUCCACAGCUGCGGGUAGUCCUGCUCAUUUUGGGUCAACUCUUCAGUCUCCUGCCUCCAAUGCAUCGAGACCGGUAUCUUGGGCAGGUCACGGCAUUCCAGGACGCCGAGUAUCAGUUUCGUCUAUCGGGAAUCCGUUUUCUGGACCGCCCGGGUCGCUUCCUCCUCCGUACAUGAGUCCCCUACCACCGCAACCAUCUGCCGCUCCGACGUUUUCAAGUCAAAGUAGCGUAUAUGCCAGUCCUACGACAUCGAACUUCCCAGAACACAGAAGAGAGUCCAAUGCGGAUGCCGACUGGAGGAGGCGCACCUGGCAUCCAGGAACAUACACAGGUCCUCGCCCGGCGACUAGUGGUCUCGGAUACCAUCAGACGCCGGAUGCCUUGAGACCAUCAUAUACAACGCAGCCUGCGGCCUCACAGACCACUAGGCUGCCUGGUAUCGAGAGUUUCGAUUAUGCACCUCCCCCACCACCUCUUACACGUCAGCAAUCAGGUCCGAUGCAGAUGGAGUCCCCCGCGCGUCCGCUCACUUAUCACGCACCAGUUGAUUCUAGACCAAGCACCAGACACGAGAAACGUUCAAGUAUCUCAUGGGAUAUCAACCGUCUUGAACUCAACAGCCCUAUCACGCCGCGGGAGCAGUGGUCGCAAUAUCCCCAUAGCGGACAAUCUAGCACAGGGCGGCCGUUGACAGCACCGCAUGGUUACUUCAGCCAACGUCAGCCAGCCUAUGCUACUCAGUCUGUGAUGAGUUCUCCACUGCAAUCAGCAAGGAACUCGCAAGAGCAACCUGUUACGCCUCGCAAGAACAAACGACAGGCCUGGUACAUGGGACCCAUCAGUCAACCAGUACGAGCUAUGCAACGUACAUCUCCCGAAGACUCAAGUAGCAGCGAAGGUGUGCCAACUCCUGGGAUCGCGACGAUGGCCGAAUAUCAUCCUGCAAUCAUGCACAACAAUGAACAUGUCGAAGUGCAGCCUCUCGGACCUCCGGUGGAAGAUUCCAAGCUCAUCUCACAGGAAUCAAUCAUGGAAAGGCCGCAUCCAUUCAGUCCGCAGUAUCGACACUACCAUAGUCAUAGUUUGUCCAGUUCUGGAUAUCGUCCGCAACGCGAACCUGAAAGAGGUCCAGCCCAGUUCGGACAACCUCUGCCGCAGACGGGCGCCAACGACAUGAGACGAUUGGAAGCGCUUGUGGCUGUUGCGACGGGAGAGCAGCAGACUGUCGAGAACCGAUCCUGAGUAGUGUCGAGCACCCACGAUCACGACCCCCUGCAUGAUCGCAUCCUGGAGUGGUAUAUCCUCUCAGCCCAUGUAAAGGACACACAUACGAUGUUACGAAACCCAUGACGAAUCUCCUUCGGUUUGGCCGCACGAUGUACAUCCUUUUGUUUCUGUUCAGCACCACACGACAUGCCGUCUCCCUGUUCUUUUGUUGGUGGAGAGAGUUUCCAUUGUCACUUUCGAAGAUACCCAGAAGAGUAACAGUGCUCGCAUUUUUACGGG
Molecule: messenger RNA, 2690 nt
Organism: Dothidotthia symphoricarpi CBS 119687
Lineage: Eukaryota; Fungi; Ascomycota; Dothideomycetes; Pleosporales; Dothidotthiaceae
Exons: 2
Coding region: 210-2426 (738 amino acids)
Biological process (GO): regulation of transcription by RNA polymerase II
Molecular function (GO): RNA polymerase II cis-regulatory region sequence-specific DNA binding; DNA-binding transcription factor activity, RNA polymerase II-specific
Source: RefSeq, a predicted model, not a curated record